AUGACGAAGGAAGAAGAAGAGGAGGAGGAGCCUCUAAGCCCGAUGGCUCGUGUAUUCCUAUCGCCGGGGAUAGACAAUUGCAUUAUCACGAUGAUCGGAUUCAAAGCCAAGAUUAAUCCUCACAUCAUUCUAGAUGACUUGAAGCAUAACGUUUCCAAGCAUCCUCGUUUCUGUAGUAAACUGUCAGAUGAUGGUGCUAGAUGGAUGAAGACUAGAGUCAAUGUAGAAGACCAUGUGUUUUCACCAGACAUAGACCUACAAGAGAUCAAAGACGAUGGAGAUGGCUUCGUCGAUGACUAUGUCUCGCGGUUAACGCUGAGCCCUCUCGAUAAAUCGAGACCGUUGUGGGAUAUUCACAUCCUCAAUGUCAAAACAUCUGAUGCAGAAGCGGUCGGGGUAAUGAGAUGUCAUCAUUCUUUGGCAGAUGGAAUGUCCUUGAUGUCUCUCUUGGUGGCCUGUACCCGAAAAACAUCAGAUCCUGAGGCAUUUCCUACCAUUCCUGCUAUAAAACGGCGAGAAAAAAUUGGAAACAAAGGAUGGUUUAUAAGAUCCAUAAUCGCUAUAUACUCUGCGGUGAGAUUGAUUUGGAAUACCAUUGUAGAUCUUUUACUGCUUUUGGCAACUACAUUGUUUUUGAAGGAUACGGAGACGCCCCUUAACGAAGGUGCUGGUGUCGGUAAUACAAGAAGAUUUUAUCACCGAACCGUCUCAUUGGAUGAUAUUAAACUUAUAAAAAAGACUAUGAACAUGACUGUCAAUGAUGUUUUACUUGGAGUUACACAAGCCGCUCUCUCACGCUAUCUGAACCAGCGAUAUGGCAACAAAGAUGGUGAGGAUGGAACAACGACAUCGGAUCAAAACAAUCUUCCAGAUGGAAUGCGAAUUCGAGCAGGUGUUGCGGUUAAUCUAAGGCAGGAUAUCGGAAUCCAGCCUGUUGCGGAUAUGUUGGCCAAGGGUUCGAAGUGUAGAUGGGGUAACUACGUCACCUUAGCUUUUGUUCCGUUCUCCAUCAGUUUAGAAACCGAUCCAUUGGUUCCUCUAUUAAAAGCUAAAUCAAUAAUGGAUCGAAUGAAGCACUCUUUUUGCGCGGUUGUGCAUUAUUCAAUCAUCAACGUCAUCCUUAAUAUUUUCGGACCUGAUGCUAAGGUAGUCAAACGUACAUUUUCGAACACAACAACAAUCUUAUCAAACAUCGUUGGCCCUGUUGAAGAAGUUAGUUUACACGGCAAUCAUAUCACUUACAUCGCUCUAAGUUCCUAUGGACACUCGCAAGCAUUGGGGAUACAUUUCAUAAGUUAUGCUGAGAAGAUGGUAAUUUCGAUAGCUGUUGAUCCUUCAGUCAUACCAGAUCCUCACAAUAUUUGUGAUAAAAUGGAGGAAUCUUUGAAAGCUAUGAAAGACGCUCUAUAG
Camelina sativa (false flax) is the source of this 1410-nucleotide messenger RNA. RefSeq names its product O-acyltransferase (WSD1-like) family protein. The record is from RefSeq and is a predicted model, not a curated record. Gene Ontology annotation, biological process: triglyceride biosynthetic process. NCBI's taxonomy places the organism in Eukaryota, Viridiplantae, Streptophyta, Magnoliopsida, Brassicales, Brassicaceae. Gene Ontology annotation, molecular function: diacylglycerol O-acyltransferase activity. Gene Ontology annotation, cellular component: plasma membrane.